AAAGUAAAGCUGCAACUCCUGGAUACUAAAUAAUGGAGGACAUUUCCAUGGACGCUUUGAUUCUGAAACUCCACGACGUGAACGCUGUGAAGUUUGGCGAAUACAAACUGAAGAGCGGCUUGUUGACGCCGAUUUAUAUCGACCUGAGGGUCCUGGUGUCCUACCCUGCUCUCAUGAAUCAGGUGUCAAGCCUCCUCUACCAGCGAGUGCAACAAGAGAGCCUUCAGUUUGACUCCGUGUGUGGUGUUCCAUACACAGCCCUCCCCCUGGCCACAAUUAUCUGCUCAAGACAUGAUCUCCCUAUGCUCAUCAGGCGAAAAGAAGCCAAAGACUAUGGAACCAAGCGGCUGGUGGAGGGGGCAUUUCAUGAGGGUGAUACAUGUUUAAUCAUUGAGGACACAGUGACCAGUGGCAGCAGCAUCCUGGAGACAGCAGAAGUCCUCCAAAAAGAAGGGCUGAUGGUGACAGAUGCCAUUGUUCUGAUGGAUCGAGAGCAAGGCGGUGUGGAGAUGUUGGCCUCUCAUGGGAUCAGGCUCUUCCCUGUCAUCUCCAUGUUCAAGCUGCUUGAUGUGCUGCAUGCAGCUGAACGCAUCGAUGACCAAACCGCCCAGAGCGUUCGCAAGUUCAUCCUCAACAAUAACACUUUCAGCUCUAAUAAGAAGGAAAAAGGCAGUAACGUUCCAGCUGCCAAGAAGCCGUGUGUGGAACCAAAGCAAGAGCUGAGCUACGCAGCCAGAGCUGAGUUGCCAAACAUUCACCCCCUGGCAUCAAAGCUGCUGAAGAUCAUGGAGGAGAAACGGUCUAACCUCUGUGUUUCUGCUGAUGUGACCUGCAGCGAGGAGCUGCUGCAGCUGGCAGAGUCUCUUGGUCCAACAAUCUGCAUGUUGAAGACUCAUGUAGACAUCCUGAAGGACUACACUCCAGCUGUCAGUCAGAAACUGCAGGCGUUGUCUGAGAAACACAACUUCCUCAUAUUUGAAGAUCGCAAGUUUGCUGAUAUUGGGAAUACAGUCAAGCAUCAAUAUGAAGGUGGUGUGUUCCAGAUCUCGUCGUGGUCCCAUGUAGUUAAUGCCCAUGCAGUUCCGGGGCCGGGGGUCGUGAAGGGCCUGAGUUCUGUAGGGAAGCCUCUUGGGCGUGGCUGUUUGCUCAUUGCACAGAUGAGCUCCCAGGGCUCUCUGGCCACUGGUGAAUACACGAAGGCUGUGCUGCAGAUGACGGAGGAGCAUUCAGACUUUGUGAUUGGAUUCAUUUGUGGCUCAAAGAUCACAGAGAAGCCAGAGUUCAUCCACAUGACACCUGGUGUGCAGAUGCAAGCUAAAGGAGAUUCACUGGGCCAGCAGUACACGGCCCCAGAGGAGGUUAUCUACAGCAAAGGCUCUGAUGUCAUCAUUGUGGGACGCGGUGUUUUAGAGGCUUCUGAUAGGCUCGAAGCCGCCGAGUCGUACAGAAAGGCGGGCUGGGAUGCUUACUUGAAGAGAGUGAGGCGAAGCGACCAGUGAGACCUCAGAAGUGUUUAAUUUCUGAUUGAAAG
Messenger RNA from Nematolebias whitei (Rio pearlfish), 1531 nucleotides. RefSeq names its product uridine monophosphate synthetase (gene umps). Lineage: Eukaryota; Metazoa; Chordata; Actinopteri; Cyprinodontiformes; Rivulidae. Gene Ontology annotation, molecular function: orotate phosphoribosyltransferase activity; orotidine-5'-phosphate decarboxylase activity. The record is from RefSeq and is a predicted model, not a curated record. The transcript is spliced from 10 exons. The coding region runs from base 33 to 1499 and encodes 488 amino acids. Gene Ontology annotation, biological process: 'de novo' UMP biosynthetic process; 'de novo' pyrimidine nucleobase biosynthetic process.